AUGGCACGGCAUCACUCAGUGCGGCACUUCAAAAAUGGGAUACCAUUUGUUUCGCAGUGGACUGGGACCGAACAUAAGGAAAUGGAGAAGGUUUUCGUACCAAUGCUAAGUGGCGCUAUUCAACCUCGAGCGCUACAGGCGGCACGUGCGGUUGUUGACUUCAUUUACUUCGCAUCAUUCCAUCAGCAUACUUCGGAAAGCCUGGGACGCAUGGAACAAGCACUGGCGGACUUUCAUGAGUACAAGGACAUCUUUAUAACCCUAGGACGGCGAGACCACUUCAACAUACCAAAGCUACACUCGAUGCUACACUACCAGGCGGCCAUUCGACUUCUUGGUUCUUGCGAUGGCUACAAUACGGAAUCGCCGGAGCGGCUACACAUCGACUACGCGAAGGAUGCUUAUCGCGCAAGCAACAAGCGUGACUACACGGAGCAGAUGGCGCACUGGCUUUCGCGGCAAGAGGCAGUCACGGAGUUCGACAAGUAUAUCAGGUGGGCGAUAGCCGGCCCUCUCGUGGCUCAGGAUUCAAGUGAUGAGGACAUGAACUCGGAUGAUGAGUCGGACAGUGAUGAACGACUCGCGCGCGCUCCAGCUGCACCACGACUGGCGGUUGCGACGUACCUUGAUCACCAGCUAUCCCUUCCUCGACACCCCAGCGUCCCAUCGGUAACUGUCAACUGUAUUCAGCGAGACUACAAGGCCGAGUUCUUCCUGGAUGCGCUGAGUGUCUACCUGAACAAGAUGCGUCCUGCCGACGCUCGACACCUGUUAUCUCCUGACGGUGUUGAUCGCUUUGACGUGUACAAACAAGUUACAAUUGUGCGGCCCAGGGUCCUGGUGAUUACGAAUGCACUUAAGCUUCGGGACAAGGUGCGCGCUGUUCCUGCAAAGCGCGCAAAACGAGGGACAGCCCUCAUCCCCGGACAUUUCGACAUGGCUCUAGUUCGGGUGGAGGGUGUGUCAUCAUUGAACCCUCAUACAGCUGGAACCUUCCUGGAAGGUCUCCAAGUGGCUCAGGUGCGGCUCUUGUUCCAGCUGCCGGAAUACCUCAGGUAUCAUCCUCGGCAGCCAGUGGACUUAGCAUAUGUUGAAUGGAUGACACUGUUCAGCGCGCAAGAUCCACUAACAUACACACAUUCCGUAUCCCGCUCAACACGCCGUGGUGGGCAGCGUAAUGCGGAGAUCAUUCCGAUUAGCCGGAUCGUACAUAGUUGUCACUUGAUCCCUAAGUUCGGGACGGAGUGCAAUCGUGCAUGGACUGCUGACAUUGCUGUGGAGAACUGUAAGUCAUUUAUCUUGAACCGGUGGCUGGAUGUUGCAACCUUUUAUGAAUUCCAGCCACGCGAUUUCUAUGCACUACGUCUGUAG
This is a messenger RNA of Gloeophyllum trabeum ATCC 11539, 1371 nucleotides long. RefSeq lists its product as uncharacterized. Lineage: Eukaryota; Fungi; Basidiomycota; Agaricomycetes; Gloeophyllales; Gloeophyllaceae. The coding region runs from base 1 to 1371 and encodes 456 amino acids. The record is from RefSeq and is a predicted model, not a curated record. The transcript is spliced from 3 exons.